Messenger RNA from Prorocentrum cordatum, 671 nucleotides. The record is from the annotation of a GenBank genome assembly. NCBI's taxonomy places the organism in Eukaryota, Dinophyceae, Prorocentrales, Prorocentraceae.
AACUACGCCCAGAAGCCAACCUGUUGAUGUGCGGGUGGGAGGACAUGCCAGACAUUGUCCUGGGCAUUCACCAGUGCUCGGACGACCUCAGUCGACGCCACCUGCUGGCCAUCGGGGCGACGAUGAAGGACGCGGUGAAGAUCCUCAGGCAGGCGGGCGAUGCGCUGGACAGGGAACUGGCUGCGGUGGGAAUGCGACAGAACAGGGAGAAACAGGGCUCUGCCGAGUUUGAGAUGCCUCGCAGGUGCCAGGCGGCUAAGACGGCGUUCUACGCGAUGGGGGCCUAUCUGGAGUUUAGCUACGCCGUGGGGGCGCAGCGCAGGAGGCUGGACUUGCGUCUGGCAAAGCUCGGGCGAAUCGCCAUGGCGGGGAGGGCGACAAAGUGGCGCGAGGACGGGGUCGAGAGCUUGACCGCGGAGCAGGCGCUAGCCCACUGGCGCGCAAGCGACACGAAGACCGAGUUGCUUGUCAGGAGGCUGAAGAGCUCCAUGGGGGGCGAGGCCGACGCGCUGCGCGAGCUGGGAAAGGCACCGUGGAAGCUGGAAGCGGACCGGGACUUGGCGAAGCAGUUCCUGCGGAUGGACUUCGCGAAGGUGAGGGCCAAGCAGUGCACCGCGCGCGCACCACCUACGAGCACGCGCGCGUCGCCACAGGACGAGCGGCUGGGGCAG